Messenger RNA from Penaeus chinensis, 1345 nucleotides. RefSeq names its product putative neural-cadherin 2. The transcript is spliced from 6 exons. The coding region runs from base 78 to 1037 and encodes 319 amino acids. Gene Ontology annotation, biological process: homophilic cell-cell adhesion; Notch signaling pathway. NCBI's taxonomy places the organism in Eukaryota, Metazoa, Arthropoda, Malacostraca, Decapoda, Penaeidae. Gene Ontology annotation, molecular function: calcium ion binding; Notch binding. The record is from RefSeq and is a predicted model, not a curated record.
ACGAUCUACGAGUGUCUGGUCGGUCAUUACCGCUUCCUCCUGCCAACAAUCUAUCACCUUGGGGUCAGGUAACAACAAUGCAAAAUGUAGACUCAGGCUGUGUAGCGGCCGGUACCUGCCAGAACACCAGCUGCCCAGUUCCACUCACUUGCUCUGCCUCAUGGGGACGAAGUAUAUGCAGUUGUGGGCCGGGGACGCAGUAUGUUGACGAUACCUGCGAGGACGUGGACGAAUGCCUGUGGAACCCCUGUCUGCAUGGAGGAUCGUGUUUGAACGCAAAGCCCGGUUUUCUCUGUAUAUGCGGACCGGGCCACUCCGGCCAUCACUGUCAGUGGACCAACCGAGACUCUGCGGCUCAUCCGUAUACAAUGCAAUUAAUCAUAAUAGCACUGACGCUAUCUGUUAUUUUUGUAGUGGUGGUUGGUUUGGUCGUUUCCAUACGUCUGCGUUACUCCUCGCUUACUCGGUCGAAGAGAAAGCAGUCUAGUAACGAAGUAGAGAGACAGAAGGAGAGGAUAAAUGAAGAAGAGUACAAAAUGGUCGAAAGAACAGCCUGUACGAAAGCGAAAUCGGGGCAUCAAGCGUCUUUAAAAUGUCUCACGGUCAUGUUGCCUCCGGAGCAGCUCACUGUGGAGAAUAAAGAGCCCGAGAGCCCAUCGCUGGCCGAAUCUCCAGCAGGAAAGCCGCCCCUUUUCGUUAUACCGAAGGACGACCUCCGUGCUUACGCUUACGAGGGCGAAGGCUCGUCCUCCGGAUCGCUCUCGUCAGCCACUUCGUCAAGUCACCGAGGAGAGAGUAGUGACGAAGCUCCGCACACAGCACUAGCACCGGGCUUUCUAGAUGUCAUAGAUCUAUUGAAAAAUCUACCUGACGCUUCAAAGUCACCCAUAUUUGAUACAUCAAGGCAGAGGAACCGGUCUUGCUUACCAGUGCAAGAAGUGGGCAAGCAUCCUCAAGCAGAUGAAAAUUAUGAUUCAAUUAAUCCAGCUUCGGUAGCAGCUAGUUCUCACGUGACUAGUGAAUGUGGAAAUGUUUGAUAAGUGUGAAUACCAGGCAGCUUCUGUUGAAUGACAAGUUAGUGAGAGGUGCUCCCGGAAGAACUUCACCCAACACUUCACCCUUUGCCUCAUUAUCAUCAUCUGCCCCAGAAAAAUUGUAACAGGAUCAUAAUAAUGUCUUCUUGAUAAUCUGAGAGCAAUUUUAUAAUAAUAUAACGUCUGUGUUUAUAUAAUAGAUUUUAAUCUAAUGUUGCAAGAUAUAUGAUUUUAUGGGAGUAAAAUCUUUCUAAAAAGCUUUUACAAUUUGUCACACAAAAUGUUUUAGAGACUAAUAAAAUUACAAGUCA